Molecule: messenger RNA, 2754 nt
Organism: Drosophila obscura
Lineage: Eukaryota; Metazoa; Arthropoda; Insecta; Diptera; Drosophilidae
Gene: ZnT33D
Exons: 3
Coding region: 224-2710 (828 amino acids)
Biological process (GO): zinc ion transmembrane transport; response to zinc ion
Cellular component (GO): plasma membrane
Molecular function (GO): zinc ion transmembrane transporter activity
Source: RefSeq, a predicted model, not a curated record
GUCCCGCCCCGCCUUGCCCGCCCAGUGGACGCAUAAAAGGCCUGCCACAAUGGCAGCCCUUAACAAAGGACAAGCAGCGCCUGGCAAGCAAAUGGGUUAAGAGGCUGCAAAUAAAGAGCCCAGAAGCGAUUGUUAAAAUGAACCAAAUGUAAAUCGUAACUGAUUUUCUAAUCAAAGUGUUGAAAGCAACUGGAAAAACAAAUUACUGAACGGCAGUCAAACUAUGAGAAGCAACCAGAAACGUGCGCAAAAACGUGACGAAGAACUGGCGGCACGCAGCUCCGACUGCGAGGCCGAAGAUGAGGAUGAGGACGCCUUGCAGGCGGCCCUGAAACUUACGGUCGAUAUUCCAGACUGUGAUUCGCAGGACGCGAUAAUGGCGGGCAUGCCACAGCCAACGAAAUUUUGCAUGGCGGCGGAGCGAACUUGGUCCGCGGAGCUGCAGAAGGCGUCCCCCCAGAGAGCCAGUCAAAAGGAGAGAAAGCCGCCAGAAAUAGCCGUGGAAAAAAUGGAAGCCACAGAAAAGGUUUCGGUGCUGGAUCCGAAAAAGAAUUGGUCCACGGAGCUCAGAGAGUCGCUGAAGAGCUGGUAUGCGGACCUCAACGCAACCCAGAAACCAACAAAAAGGCCGCAGGAGGCACAGCAAACAUCCAGCGAAUCGAUUGACAACAGUGGUGGGCAUGGUGCUGGGCUGCAGCCAGAGGUAACCUGGUCAAAGGAGCUCAGAAAUGAGCAAGCGAAGGAAAGGCGGAAAGAAAAAACCUCGAGCGAGACGGAAAAGGAGCUGCUGCACACCAAAAAUAUCGCAUCAAAGUCUGUGACCUUUGUGGAACCAGGCUCCUUGAUGCAGCUGCAAACUGAAAGCAAUUUCGCCAGUCGGGAUGAGCAGCUCCAGAGCGAAGAUCUGCCGGCUGAGCGAAGUUCCUCGCAGGUGUUUAAGCUGACGCCCAAAACGUCCUCAGAGGAUCUGGACGCGCAGAUGCUGCACCAAUCCAGCAGAAUAUCGGAGCGGGGAUUUUUAAACUAUUUGCAUGUGACGGAACCCCAAGAGCUGGUCGUGCCGCGGCUAUCAAGCAGCAUUGGGCUGGAGCGCAUCACGGCGGAACUGGAAGGUAAAUUGGAACGAAUUGAGGCGGCCUCCAAUCCCAAGUCGUACAAAAAGCCAAAGUCAGCUGCCAGCACACAAACUCUCGACGCUGUGGAGGCGAAAAGCGAGGCGUUUGCUGUCCCAGCGGUGGACUCGGGCAUGGUGCUAAUCAACGUGCUGGCGUUGCCAUUUCAGCAGCCCCUAGCAAAUGCUACAGUUGAUGAAGGGAGUGCCGAGAGCCCAGCGAUACCGCCAAAAUCGCCAACGCCACCGGCACCGCCGCCGCCUGCUUCUUCAGUGGAUCCCAACGAUGUCAAGUUCAAGGACAAACCCGCCAACGAUGCAGCAGAGGAGGAGGAGCAGCAGCAGCCCCCGUUGGAGAGCAAGAGCUCGCUGAUGCGUUCGGAGUCGAUGCGUACGUUGACCAUCACCGGACGCACGCACAUCAAGACGCAGUGGCGGGAUCAUUGCCACCUUGAGGCGCAGCACGAGGGCAUCGAUAAGCCGGCACGGCGGAAACUGCUCAUUGCCUGCGGGCUCUGUCUGGUGUUUAUGAUCGCCGAAGUGAUCGGUGGCAUUCUGUCCAAUAGCCUGGCGAUAGCCACAGACGCUGCGCAUCUGCUGACGGAUCUGGCGGGUUUUCUCAUCUCAUUGUUUGCCCUGUACAUCAGUGCCAGGCCAAAGACGCAGCGCCUGAACUUUGGCUGGUACCGCGCCGAGGUAAUUGGCGCCAUGAUAUCCGUGUACUUCAUUUGGGUGAUAACAGGCAUCCUGGUCUGGCUGGCCGCACAGCGCCUGUGGGCGGGUGAGCAUGUGGUGGAUGCCGAAAUAAUGCUCAUCACAUCCGCUGUGGCCAUACUGUUCAAUGUGAUUAUGGCCAUUCAGCUCAAUCACGGACACGGCCAGUCCCAUUACGAGCCUGGCGAGAUGAGUCGUCAGACGCGUGUCGCGCACGGCCACUCCCAUGAGCUGCAGCUGAUGGAAGCUUCAGUGUCGGCCCAUCCAGCCGCGGAGAACAUCAAUGUGCGCGCUGCCAUGAUCCAUGUCAUUGGGGAUAUGAUCCAGAGUGUGGGCGUCUUUGUGGCCGCUCUGAUCAUCUUCUUUCAGCCCGCUUGGGCAUUUGUCGACGCCAUUUGCACGUUUCUGUUCUCCAUUAUUGUGCUGCUGGUCACGUUUCGCAUCCUGAGGGAUGUGCUGAUGGUCCUGAUGGAGGCCACGCCCGACUACAUGGACUACGAGGAGGUGCAGCGCAAGUUUCUCGCAAUCGAAGGGGUCGAGCAUGUGCACAAUCUGCGCAUCUGGGCGCUGAGCAUCAAUAAGGUGGCGCUGUCCGCCCAUUUGGCCAUUAAGCAGGAUGCCGAUUCACAGCGCAUCCUCGAAGAGGCGACCACCAUGAUCCACAAGCAUUACCGCUUCUUUGAGACAACCAUACAGAUCGAGGAGUACACGCCCGGCAUGGAGAACUGUGCGCAGUGCAUAACGCCUGGCGGCAUGGCUGUAAUCUCCAGAGUGGAUAGCCGCACGGCACUGGCCAUGGAGGAGGGCGCCAGCAGUGGUGAUGCUGCGGCUGAUGCUAACAAGCGGCGUGUCAAGAAGCCAGUAAAUGAAACUGCAAAGUCUUGAAUAGUCGAAUUUUAUUUGUCCUAUGCGCAGAACGGAAUAAAACG